AAGAACAGAAACGUGCGUCUCAAGCGCAUCGUGGUACGCACUUCGCGUUUGGAUUUAGUUCGAGGAUGACGUUCUUGAUAUAACUUGUAGUGUUUAAGUAUAAGGUUGUACUGUUUUUGAGGAGAUUCCUUUGGAUUUUAUAAGCACAUUGCACAUUGACAUUUUCCAGACAUGAUGCAAAAAGAACAUGGCACGUCUUGUGGCAUUAGUCUACGGGCUAAGUGCCUAUUUAUAGGAUAUUUGUGUUUGUUUGCUAGUCUGGUGAAUGUCAUAUCUCACUUUGUGAUUGUAAGCAUUUUGACACGUGGUUUCGUUUGCGAUAUAAAUGAAGAUAGCAUACAACUGAUAAAUUGGACAUGGUUGGAACCGUUUAUGUUUAUCGUCAACAUGGGAACUCACGGCUUCUACCCCUACCCACUUCUUCUUCGGCCAUAUGCUGAAGCAUUUCACAAUGAGCCGCUCGGAGAAGAACUCAAAUGUGACGAUUCAUUGACCCAUGUCUCUGGCUCUAAUAUGUUGUACUUCUUUAUAAAUACAUCAUGGUUUAUAUUUGUAUUAAGUUAUAUUGUUGCUAUAUACAAAAAAGAGGUUAUACCGAUUCGAAUGUUCUAUUUGUGGAGCAUAUUGAAGAUAGGGGUGCAGAUAUUGUUUUUGGCGUACCAGCCUGGUAGUAUCAAAUUCAGCAACGAUGCUGUCGGCUUCCUAGAACGCAGUGGCUUCGCCAACCUGUUGGAUAUUGUAUUGGGUUGCAUUUGCAUCGUAAUAAUAAGAAGAUACGUCAAUCAAAUAUCGCUGGAACUAGUGGUUUGGAUCGUGAAGAAACCACCUACAUACGAGGAGUGUCUCAAUAACUUAAAGCAAGACGAAAAGAAAGAAGCAUUUAUAGAUAUCGAUACUAAACCAGUACUUCCCUCUUGCAUUUAAUUGUAUGACGAUUUUAGUUAAGAAUUUUGACUUGAUCUCUUUCUAUCUAUCGUAUUCUCCUAUGUUAAGUUUUGUUGAUGUUGUUUUCACAACGCUUUCCUUUUCUUCUCCAUCCUUUACUGUAAUAACAAGUUGUGGAGAAAUGCAGCUAAAUAGUGUUUAGAAUAAAAUAUACUAAGACGUUUAAGUGAUAUUAAAUUUUCAUGUUACUUAAAAUUUGCCUGUCUUUGAAUCUUAUUAAAGCGUUUGUUUUAUAACAUUUUGUAAAAUUUAUUUUAAAUAAAAUGAUUAUAUUAAUAGAAUAUUUUAAUUAAA
This is a messenger RNA of Pieris napi, 1239 nucleotides long. RefSeq lists its product as uncharacterized. Bases 172 to 924 code for a protein of 250 amino acids. The transcript is spliced from 6 exons. The record is from RefSeq and is a predicted model, not a curated record. Lineage: Eukaryota; Metazoa; Arthropoda; Insecta; Lepidoptera; Pieridae.